Molecule: messenger RNA, 3960 nt
Organism: Vicugna pacos (alpaca)
Lineage: Eukaryota; Metazoa; Chordata; Mammalia; Artiodactyla; Camelidae
Source: RefSeq, a predicted model, not a curated record
UGGAGACAGGCGUGGUGGAGGGAGAGUCACGUUUCGGAGAGGGAAGUGAAAUAAAGAGGGCGGCACCCGGGGGGACCUGUGCGUCAUUGAGGGACCGAGGAGAAGAGCGGGCGCACGGGGUGGAAAAGAAGUGGGAGCGAGAAGCAGGAGGGGGCGGCCGCGGAGCGCGAGUUGGGGCGCCGCGAAGCGCCCGAGCCUCCUGCCUUCUCCGGGCCGCGCCCCGGCCGCCCGCAGCCUCCCGGCGCCCGCUCCGACCCACGCGCUCCGGAUCCGGCCGGCGGGGCGUGCCCUCCGCGCGCAGAAUGUGGCAGCGGACACGGCCCCGGCCCCGCGCUCCCUGGCGCUGGGCGCUGGCGCUGCUGGCCCUGGGCGGCGCGGGGCUGUGCCACGCCGGCCCGCAGCCCAGGCACCCCGCGCGGCCCAGCGCCAGGAACAAGAAUUGGUGCGCCUACAUCGUGAACAAGAACGUGAGCUGCUCGGUGCUGGAGGGAAGUGAGAGUUUUAUUCAGGCUCAGUACAACUGUGCUUGGAACCAGAUGCCCUGUCCGUCCGCGCUCGUGUACCGUGUGAGCGUCAGACCCAGAUAUGUCACCAGGUACAAGACGGUGACCCAGUUGGAGUGGAGGUGCUGCCCUGGCUUCAGAGGGGGAGACUGCCAAGAAGGUGCCAGAGACCCGGAGAGGACCCCCCGUCCCACGCCCGCUCGGCCUCGGAACAGCAUGAAGAAAGCCACAGACAAUGAACCGAGCCAGGUCACAGAGCCUAAGAAGACUCUGUCACCAACCCCUGCGGCGGAACCAAGUCGGACGGUAGAUCCAAAACAGGGGCCCCAAGAACUUCAGGAAAAGAAAAUCCAGGUGCUUGAGGAGAAGGUUCUCCGACUCACAAGGACAGUUACUGAUCUCCAGUCUUCCAUUGCCGGGGUGAAUGAAAACCUCAGACACGCCAUUCAGGACGAUGCCAGCAAAAUGCUGGCGUCAUGGCUCAGUAAUCUGCACCCCCAGCCCGUGCCAGACAGUGCCGUUGGUGGAGAACCAGAAACGAUCCAGCUUCCCGGUGUCCUCCACAAUAGGGACUCUGGCAUGAAGGACAUCCAGUCUGAAUUGGCUGAAGUCAAGGAUGCUCUGAAGACCAAGAGUGACAAGCUGGAAGAGCUGGAUGGGAAAGUGAAGGGUUAUGAAGGGCGGCUCAGACAGCUCCAGGAGGCUGCCCAGGGCCCUAUAGUCACCAUGACGACCAAUGAGCUCUACCAAGCCUAUGUGGACAGUAAGAUUGAUGCGCUGAGGGAGGAGCUCAUGGAGGGGAUGGACAGAAAGCUGGCCGACCUGAAGAACUCGUGUGAGUACAAGCUGGCUGUGCUCCAGCAGCAGUGUGAUGACUAUGGGAGCAGCCACCUGGGAGUGGUUGAGCUUAUAGGAGAGAAGGAGACGAGCCUGAGAAAAGAAAUAAACGACCUCCGAGCCCAUGUACAGGACCCGUCAGCCCAGGGAAAUUGCUGCGACAGUGCAAAGAAUGGUGACUUUGGGCAGCAGAUCAAGAUGUUAGACCAGAAAAUUGAAAGAGUUGCCGAAGCCACCAGAAUGCUGAACGGACGUCUGGACAAUGAGUUUGACCGCCUCAUAGUUCCGGAGCCAGACGUGGACUUUGAUGCAAGGUGGAAUGAGCUGGACGCAAGGAUCAACGUGACUGAGAAGAACGCAGAGGAACACUGCUUUUAUAUUGAAGAGACCCUACGAGGGACCAUUAAUGGGGAGGUGGAUGACUUGAAGCAACUUCUCAGUCAGAAGAUCCAGUCUCUGGAGGAGCGCCUGGGGAGCGCGCUGCUGGAGGUGGCCAACAGCUCCGGUGCAGAGCUCGCCGGCCCUGCGCCGGCCCCGCCAGGGGCACAGGGGGCUGGGCACAGACAGGUCCUGAUGGAGUUAAACCACCUGAAGGACAAAGUGCAGGUUGUCGAGGAUCUCUGCCUGCAGAGCUUCCAGAGACAGCCUCACGGGGUAGACGAUGCUCUACAGAAUAGAGAUGGCCAGACAGCGGGGGACAGCUUGAGCCUUUUGAAACCUCUAAAUGACACGAUGCACAGGAAGUUUCAGGAAACCGAACGGAGCAUCCAGAACCUUCAACGGGAUUUUAGUCUUCUUUACUCUCAACUCAACUACACAGAGGACCACGUGAGGCAUCUUCAGAAGGAGCUGAGUGGUUGUGCAGGAGGCAGCAACGCCGGGUUUGGGGGGUGUUCUAAGGGGGGUGAGCCGGAGAGGCUGGAGGAGCCCCUCCCAUCUGCCCGGGGCCCCCCGGCGCCCUGCUGCGGCCCGCUGGACGAGGGGUGGCAGAGGCUGCGGAGCCAGGUCCUUGCUGAGCUGGACACUUGUAAGGAGAAGACGCACGAGGUCCAGAGGGAGGUCUCCGUGGUGGAGGACAGAGUGUCUCACAUGGAGAAGACGUGCAGCAAACUGGACUCCAUCGCCGGGAGCCUUCAGAAGAUCAAGGAAGGGCUGAACAAGCACGUCAGCAGCCUGUGGACUUGCGUCAGGCAGAUGAACGGGACGCUGCGGGCACACUCCAGGGACAUCGCUGGCCUGAGGAACUCUGUCCAGCAGUUCUACAGCCACGUUUUCCAGAUCUCUACCGACCUGCAAGAUCUGAUCAAAUUUCAACCAUCAGAAACGGAGGAGCCUGCCGAAGCGCCCCUGCCUCCGUCGUCGGGAGGGCAGGCCCCGCGGAAGCCGCCCACCGAGCCGCCGCCUCCGGAGCCCACCCCGCGGCCGCCACUGCCCGACGACCCCACCCGCCCGGGGCACGUCCCCAGCGCCGAAGGCUACGCCGGAGCUCCGGGUUACCCCAAGUCACCACCUGUAGCCUCCUCAGGGGUUCCAGUGCCAUCUCUGGUGUCCUUCUCUGCCGGCCUCACCCAGAAGCCUUUCCCCAGCGAUGGGGGAGUCGUCCUGUUUAACAAAGUGCUGGUGAACGACGGGGACGUGUACGACCCCAGCACCGGGAUCUUCACAGCUCCGUACGAUGGGCGCUACCUGAUCACGGCCACCCUCACUCCCGAGAGGGACGCGUACGUGGAAGCCGUCCUGUCGGUGUCCAACGCCAGCGUGGCGCAGCUGCACACGGCCGGCUACCGCAGGGAGUUCCUGGAGUACCACCGGCCGCCGGGGGCCCUGCACACCUGCGGGGGCCCGGGGGCCUUCCACCUCAUCGUGCACCUGAAGGCGGGCGACGGCGUCAACAUCGUGGUGACGGGGGGCAGGCUGGCUCACACGGACUUUGACGAAAUGUACUCCACGUUCAGUGGGGUUUUCCUUUACCCUUUCCUUUCCCACCUCUGAGGCGGCCGGGGGAGGGAAGGGCGACAGCGGCAAGAAGUCGGAAGCUUUAAUAUAUUGCAUUUUUGUGCGGACCCGGGGCCCAGGUCUAGUUUUCUGCAGACUCCCCCUCCCCCGAAAGAAAGGCCGCUCCCAGCUGCGGAGGAACUGCGGGGCGCAGGGCUCCUGCUGCCGCUCCAACCCCACAGCCGGGAGCCCGCCCUCCCGUGUCUCCGGCUCCGCCUGUGAGCUCUGGUCCGGGCUGGGGCUCAAACAGCGGUGGCGGUGGCGGGCUGGGGGACCAACCUGCCGGUGGAGGAGGAGGAGCUGCCGGGUCCUGCCCGAGAGGAGGCCGGCCGGCCAGAACUGGUCCCCAUGGCCACAGUCUUUACUGGAGCAGAACUUUGUCCUCCUCGACUGUGCGUGCAGGAGGAGUGUAAACACUGAAGUGGCUAGUGCCACCACAGACCUAGGGUGACUGGGCUGCCCCAGGUCUGGCUCCCCCCGCUUCCCCCUCCCUCCCUUCCCCCGUGUCUGCCCGGCCAUGAGGGACGCGGGAGAGACUUUAUGUGGCUUGUUGAGCUCCUUGAAUGACAUGUACCACUUUAGCGCAAAGACAGGGAGUGUCAAUAAAGACGCGAAACCACUUCAA